Messenger RNA from Exophiala oligosperma, 1143 nucleotides. RefSeq lists its product as uncharacterized. The coding region runs from base 41 to 1069 and encodes 342 amino acids. The record is from RefSeq and is a predicted model, not a curated record. The transcript has a single exon. NCBI's taxonomy places the organism in Eukaryota, Fungi, Ascomycota, Eurotiomycetes, Chaetothyriales, Herpotrichiellaceae.
CCUGGUUGGUGUGUGACUCGGAGACUGCGUGGUCGGCACCAUGAAGACUGUCUUACUUUUUCUCGCUUGUGUUCCGGCCUGCUUGGCCGGGUUGCAGGUACCUUUGCUGAUUAUCAAUCUCUCUCCAAAUCCGGCCGUCGUUGACAUGCAAUACACACCGAACUGCAUGAAAGGCCUCUUCAACCCGAGGGACCUCGAGUACUAUUACAAAACUUGGGCUCAAUCCAACACCACUCUCCGAGCCAAGUACGACGAGAAAGAGCUGCCGUCGGAAUAUCUCGCCUACCUCCAGUUGUUCAAAGGCUUGACGGGCAUCGACAAUCUCGCCGCGCACCGCUUCAGCUUGUACGGCGGAACGACGACCCUCCCGGCAAUGCAGGUCAACCACAGCGUCCCUUUCGGCGUCUUCGAGACGGAGAUUGACGGCGGGACCGAUUGCUGGGCGGUGGACGCGUGGAAAUUCUUCACCAUAAGCUCCGGCAGCGCCAGAACGUAUCUCUACUUGCACGAUCCCUGGGAUGACCAUUGGGAGAUCGUCAAGAACUCGCACCUCUGGAGAAAUCUUCCGGAUACCAAUGAGGUCGCGGUCGACAUUGGCCCGGGGGGUAGAGCUGACCCCUUGCGCGUCGUUGCCGACGUCGCCCUGCUGGCCACGUCGAUAGUCCUGGCUGUUGCUGGAGGGUCACAAUUGUCCUUCGGCAUAACAACACUGAGGAUGGUCCUUGUCGGUGCAGGCCGGGCCGUCACGGCAGCCGGACUGGGGUUACUGUACCAGACGAUUUUCGUUGGCGGCGUCGUUCUGGUUUUCGGUUCAUUAGGCAUUGCUGGUUUCGCCUUCAUCCCCGGCAGAGAUGCACUCGAUGGUGCUACGACGUCGGUGGCCAUCCAGGCCCUCUCGUUUGAUGGCGUAUACAAGGAUAUUCCCCUUCAGAACCGAGAAGCUUGCUUGAUGGGCGAGAAUAUCGUGGGACAUUUUGACUGUAGAGUCGCUGGAACAUCUCUGGUCAUACAAGGUGAUGGGAGUGUGUUUGCUUUACCUAUGCCACCAAUUCAUAGAGGCUGGGACUGAUCUUCUGAAGCUCUGGUUGAGAAUAAUGGGGUCGAGGAGGGAUAUUUAAGAGAGCGGACACACCAAGGAUACAG